This is a messenger RNA of Lycium barbarum (goji berry), 576 nucleotides long. RefSeq lists its product as uncharacterized. Bases 1 to 576 code for a protein of 191 amino acids. The record is from RefSeq and is a predicted model, not a curated record. NCBI's taxonomy places the organism in Eukaryota, Viridiplantae, Streptophyta, Magnoliopsida, Solanales, Solanaceae. The transcript is spliced from 2 exons.
AUGUGGACUACGACGGCUGCUAACAUCAGGGAAGCGGCAAGAGAGGUGCUAGGGGUCUCAAAGGGUUACUCUGGCAGACACAAAGAGGACUGGUGGUGGAACGGAGAGGUACAAGGUAAAGUGGAAGCUAAGAAAGCAGCAUAUCUAAAGCUAGUAGAGAGCACAGACGAGGAAGAGAAGAGGACUAACAGGGAACUAUAUAAGAAGGCGAGGAAGGAGGUGAAGUUAGCGGUUACGGCGGCUAAGACGGCUGCUUUUGGACGCUUGUUGGUGAAGCAGUAUAGGGAUAAGAAGACUGACUUGCAAAUGGUGUUUGUUGACCUUGAGAAGGCUUACGACAAAGUCCUAAGAGAGGUGCUGUGGAGAUGUCUGGAAGCUAGAGGUGUUCCUGUAGCAUACAUUAGAGCGAUUAAAGACAUGUAUGAUGGAGCCAAGACCCGGGUGAGGACGGUUGGAGGUGACUUGGAACACUUUCCAGUCACGAUGGGCCUGCACCAGGGGUCCGCGCUUAGACCGUUUCUAUUUGCUGUGGCAAUGGAUGCUCUGACAAGCAACAUUCAAGGAGAGGUUCCAUAG